AUGACUAUUAACUCUAGAGCAGCACUGGUUGUGGUGGACAUGCAAGAGGAUUUCUGUCCACCCAAUGGGGCCCUGGCAGUCGAAGAAGGUCGUUCGAUCACACCAGUAAUAAAUUCACUCCUCGCCCACCCCGGUUUCACAAUUCGGAUAGCAACUCAAGAUUACCACCCACCAGACCACAUCUCCUUCGCCGCGAACCACCCAGCACCCAACAACAUUCCCUUUGAAUCACACAUUAGCAUGACCAACCCAGCCCCAGGGAAAGAGAACGAUGCGAAGCUCCAGCGACUCUGGCCCGUGCAUUGCGUCGCUGGCACCGAGGGAGCAUCACUAAUCCCCGAGCUCGAUUCGAAGCACUUCGACGUGCAUGUUAAGAAGGGAAUGAAUGCGAACGUGGAGAUGUACUCCGCGUUCUCGGAUGCAUUUGGGAAUAUGCAUGCUUCGUUACCUGCUUCGGGAGAUGGGGAUGGUCGGGCAGUCGAUGUUGAUCUGGAGGCUGUCCUGAAGGAGAAGGGGAUUCAGGAUGUUUUUAUUGUUGGGUUGGCGGGGGAUUACUGUGUGAAGUAUACGGCGAUUGAUGCUGCCAAGGCUGGGUUUAGAAGUUUUGUUGUCGAGGAGGGGACGAAGUGUGUGGUGCAUUCGUGGUGGGAGGAGACAAAGAAGGAGUUGAGGGAUGCCGGAGUGUCUGUUAUUGGGGUUGAUGGGCCUGAAAUAGCCAUGAUAGGGCGUAGUACAGAGUAA
This is a messenger RNA of Aspergillus chevalieri, 741 nucleotides long. RefSeq names its product nicotinamidase (gene PNC1). Lineage: Eukaryota; Fungi; Ascomycota; Eurotiomycetes; Eurotiales; Aspergillaceae. The coding region runs from base 1 to 741 and encodes 246 amino acids. The transcript is spliced from 2 exons. The record is from RefSeq and is a predicted model, not a curated record.